AUGUCAACUGCAUCAGACAACUCGGUCGCUGCGUUUUUCGCAAGGAACAAAAGAGCCAUCUUGGCCACCGUCGCCGCUGGUACGGCUGCUGCCGGUGCGUACUACUACUACACGCAGGUGCAGCAGCAAUUGGAUAGGGACGGUGCCUCUGCAAAGGGCAGCAAGAAGAAAUCGAAGAAGAAGAGCGGGAGUAAGAAGAAACAGGAGAAGAAGACGGAACUGGCAACAGAGACCCCAGUCUACCCUAUCACUGCUUCUGGAGAACCAGAUUUGUCCCAGUUAGACAGUUACACUCCAGAGCAGAGGGAGACCUAUGCGUUGGCCCUGAAGGAUAAGGGGAACGAGUUGUUUAAGGAGAAGGCCGUCGAGGAGGCGAUCAAGUACUACCAGUGGGCACUCGAGUUUAAGAAGGACCCGGUCUUCUACGCUAACAUCUCCGCGUGCUACGUUUCGCUGAACGAUUUUGAGAAAGUAUUGGAAAACUGUAACAAGGCGCUCGAACUGAAACCGGACUACUCGAAGGUUCUGCUGAGAAGAGCCAACACGUACGAGAAUAUGGAAAACUUCGCUGACGCCAUGUUUGAUCUUUCUGUCCUGUCUCUGAACAACGAUUUCAGCGGUGCGUCCAUCGAGCCCAUGCUCGAGAGAAACUUGAACAAACAGGCCAUGAAAAUGCUUAAGGAGAGACUGGAAAACACACAGGACAAAUUCGAACAACCAUUGCCCUCAGACACCUCCAUGGCAUCCUUCUUCGGGAUAUUCAAGCCAGAGACCGAAUUUAAGGGGUACGAUGAGACAUGCGAAGCGGACAGAACUUUGCAGACAGGUCUAUUGGAAUUGUUCGCCGCCACGCAUGUUGGGUUUGUCAAAGCGGACACCUGUUUCAACGAAGCUGUGAACCAGUACCGCGAAUUGUUCUCGAAGGCCUCCGACGAGGAGAAAUUGGCACAGAACUUGAACGAAAAAUUCGCCAUCGCACUUGAGUACUCCGGUAUCUUCAAGUUCUUGAAGAAUGACGUCAUUGGCGCGCAGGCUGCGGUCAACGAGGCAAUCAAAUUGUUCCCCAGAGUCAACUCGUAUAUAUACCUGGCAUUGACCAGUGCCGAUAACGGUGAAUCCUCAGAAUACGUCACCAACUUCGACAAAGCUCUGGAAUUGAACCCUAACAGCUCAGCGACUUACUACCACAGAGGGCAGCUCUACUUCAUCACCCAGGACUACCAAAAGGCAAAGGCUGAUUUCUUGAAGGCCAAAGAACUGGACAACGACAACAUCUUCGCUUACAUUCAAUUGGCUUGUCUGUGCUACCGCGAGGGCGACAUGGAUGAAUGUAAGAAACUGUUUGACGAGGCGAGGGAGAAAUUCCCUGUCGCACCAGAGGUCCCCACUUUCUACGCAGAAAUCCUAGCGGACAAGGGAGACUUCUCAGAUGCAGCUAAACAGUACGACAUGGCGAAGAGACUCGAAGAGGCCAUCAGCGCCAAGACCGGGAUCCGUGUCGGUGUCGCACCAUUGGUCGGGAAAGCCACAGUGUUGGCGAGACAACCAUCCCCAGAAAACUUUGCCGAGGCAACGACUUUGUUCGAGGAAGCUUGCAAGAGGGAUCCAAGAUCCGAGCAGGCUAAAGUCGGUCUAGCACAAUUGCUACUGCAACAGGAGGACGUCGACUCCGCAAUUAAGAUGUUCGAAGAAGCUGCAGACCUCGCAAGAACCACCGAUGAAAAGUUGCAAGCCGUUACAUUCGCGGAAGCUGCAAAGGUCCAGAAGAAAAUCAGAGCAGACCCAAUCAUCAGAGCUAAAGUGGAAGAGGCUCUUGCCGAAUAUCGUGCACAAGGUAUGAUUUGA
This is a messenger RNA of Huiozyma naganishii CBS 8797, 1845 nucleotides long. It is a transcript of the gene TOM71, whose product is annotated as protein channel TOM71. The record is from RefSeq and is a predicted model, not a curated record. Lineage: Eukaryota; Fungi; Ascomycota; Saccharomycetes; Saccharomycetales; Saccharomycetaceae. The transcript has a single exon. Gene Ontology annotation, molecular function: protein binding. Bases 1 to 1845 code for a protein of 614 amino acids. Gene Ontology annotation, cellular component: mitochondrial outer membrane.